AUGGCUUGUUUCAUGGCUUUGGGGACUUUUUUAUUGUCAAUAAGGGCUGAAGACGUUGACAGCAUGGUGCAUGCGCAUUACCCCAGAAAACGUAUGCCUUACAAUUUAGGCAGCACUGCACAAUAG
Molecule: messenger RNA, 126 nt
Organism: Fusarium proliferatum ET1
Lineage: Eukaryota; Fungi; Ascomycota; Sordariomycetes; Hypocreales; Nectriaceae
Exons: 2
Coding region: 1-126 (41 amino acids)
Source: RefSeq, a predicted model, not a curated record